Biomphalaria glabrata is the source of this 6658-nucleotide messenger RNA. RefSeq names its product regulator of G-protein signaling 3-like. NCBI's taxonomy places the organism in Eukaryota, Metazoa, Mollusca, Gastropoda, Planorbidae. The transcript is spliced from 7 exons. The record is from RefSeq and is a predicted model, not a curated record. Bases 619 to 3135 code for a protein of 838 amino acids.
UUUUUUUGUAGUCGCUGAUGGGGAAUAAAAACGUGGCACACCGACACAGCUAAACGUGAAACGCACAAAAAAAAAAUUGUUUGCUGUAUCGGAUGUGUGUAUUUUUUUAUAUUUUUUAUUCAUCUAUAAUCUCAGAUUUUUAUUUUGACCACUUCGGAAAUUCCCAAAAAGAUGGCGAGUGUUAUAUGAAAGUUAUCAACGGAAGUUGUCAUUCUAAACAUUGUUUCAUUGCUUUAGAGAUCUAGUUUCAUUGUUUUUAUAUAGAUCUAUUCAUAGUCUGCAAUUCUAGAGAGUUUCGGAAAAUUCCAAUACGAAUUUGAUUAUAAUACAUUUUAUUUUAGUUCACCAUGGAAAUUAUUAUUUGAAUGUGAACCAUUAUUUUUCAAGUAUAUGUUUGUAUAUAAUGAAUCGCUUAUGAUUAUACAAUGGAGGGACAUAUGAAGUAAUGCUAACUUGCUUUGAAGGGAUUUGAUGUUCGUAUGUGGUCAUCAAAAAAUCUGGAUGUUUUACAUUUCUAUUACUUUUCCACUUGACGUCACUAGCAAAAUGAAGGCAGUACAUAGUUCAACACAUACAGUCAACAAAAGUCAAGACUAAUUGUUUUUGUCAGCUGUAAUCAUGUCCCAUAGAUACACUUCCGGUUCAUACAGCUAUGCUUCUUCUGACACCAGAAAAUCGUCUACUUUGUCAUCCACCUUAAGUUCAUCUGGGAAUUCCAGGCCUCUUAGAUCCGCAGUUGACACGACGACAAGGACGUUGGCUACCACUCCACUUUUGUCAUUGGGAGGCUCGUCCUUGACCGGAGAUCGACGCGGGGUCACGUCUGCUUCGUCCUCGCGCGUGAGCUACUCGAGGACAAAUUAUCUCAGCCCUACGGAUGCUCUGUCUUCGAGGGUGACGUCCGCAGGCGAGACUUCGUCUACGCGUGUAACGUUAUCGUCACGAGAGGCGCUUUCAAAACGUGAGUCGUCGUUCCUAUCAUCGCCUUCUUCAUCUCGAGUAACUGACAGGAGACAAAACCUGAGUAUCGAUGACAGCGAUGACAAAAAGACGCCAAGCAAUGACGUCAGACAUCGAGAAUUUAACGUGGAAGAAGCAGAAAUUAAAUCUGAAAAAAUCCUCGAAAAUCAAAGCAAUCCGGAAACGACAGAAAAUGAGCCUCGUAGCAGACGUCGCACAACAGUCGAAGCCGUGGAGAGGGAUGACUCUAGACCGAGCAGAGGAUGGAGGUCAAGGCUAAUGCAUUUGGACUUUUCCUCCAGCGUAGCCGAUGACAAUAAAACGUUGAGUGGCACUACAAGUCGCAAACGAGCGGAUGAAUUAGGAAAUAUAGACCGCCAGGAAAAAUCUGAUUCGAGCCAGGAGCUAACUCACUCCUCAGAGUUGUCCUCCGUGACAACUCGAUCAGUUUCUAGGCAAGGUCAAAAUGUUUACAUCGAGUCUUCGGAAUCCAGAAUGUCUGUGGAGAAGAAUCAACACAAGAGCCAAGAAAGUUUAGAUGCUCAUUGUGAAACAAAGAAAGUUAGAGAAAGAAGGGCUUAUGGGAAAAAGGAUAGCAGCAGACCUCCGCAAGUCGUUUCUGACAUAAAAAUUAUUACGUCAUUCCAUGACGUCACAGAGGAUAAACAAGCAGCCUUGGGAGUCCAUCUGGAUGAGCCUACGUCCCCAGCGUCGGAUCGCUGGUCGGGUCACUUGACCAGCCCUGUCAAGACGCAAUGGACGGAUGAGGAGCUGGACGCAUUUGUCCGACAGCUGUCCAAUCCCCAGCACCAUGUCACCAAAAUAGCCGCCAUGCCGCAAGCUGAAGCGUCUACUUCGUCUCCGAGGAAAUGCAGCCUUGACCUUUGCCAUGAGCUCAAGGACAGAGGCCGCGUGAGGGCGCCCUUGGCUCGCUCCGAGACCGACACCAGCGUCUCUUUUGGCGAUUUGGACAUCCCAGUUUCGGAAAGAGGAAUGGCAAGCAACGUGGAAGAGGAUGGCUCCAAGUCCGGGGGGCGAGGUAUCAUUAGCGGACUCAGUGGCCUACGCCUUAUCAAGAACAAAAAACUGGCCAGGUCGUCACACGCGGCCAAACGAUACACGGCACACAAAUCAAAAGACGAUCAGGUCGAUCCCGACAGCCUCGGUGACCCCUCGCCACGUGACAAGGCCCUGGGGUCUGUGACAUUCUCCUGCUCUAGUCCUGAAGGCUCAGACGGCGAACUCGCUGCCGAAAUGAGAACAUCGGAACAGUUAAGCAACGGCGCAAACAAAGAUGGCGGGAAGAAAAGACGCUUCCGGAAGAUGCUCUCCCGACCUUUGAACCGGUCUCAGAGCGCAGGGUGCGCUAAAGACGUGCCUGCGCAUGCGCUGUUCUUAGAAAACCAACAGAAAAAAUCCAAAGAUACUGAAACGCUAGCCGCCAGGAAGUCUCGUGCAAGCGAAGGCGACAUUCGGCGUCUGGAUGACGCGGACGACAACGAAGUCGAGGAGGAUGCCAACAGCGCCACCACAGCCGUCCGCAGCAAGAGGAUCUCCGUCAGCAGAAUACACAAGACCAAAUCGGCGGACUCGGCCAUGCUGGCCACUGACGAAUUUGGCGCUAUUCUCCCCCAGAGCAAAGGGAAAUCAAGAAAUAUAGCUAAAAAAAUUUCUCGGAAAAUGAAUUUCCUGCGCAGGCGUCACACAGAUUCAACGUUGGGUCUGAUGAAAAACGAUGAAGGUGCAAGGCGGUUAGCCAAUGUGGAUCCAGAGGAGGCACUGGAAUGGAGCAAAUCCUUUGAAACGUUAUUAUUUGAUAAAACUGGCCUGGAAUUGUUCCGUGGGUUUUUGAUCUCAGAGCACAGCGACGAGAACAUUGAGUUUUGGAUCGCUUGUGAGAACUAUAAAAACAUGAAGUCCAGCAAGCAUCUGCCUUCCUUAGCAACCAAAAUAUUCAAUGACUAUGUGGCUGUUCAGUCCAAGAAAGAGAUUAAUUUGGACUCCAAAACACGAAGCUUGACGUUUGAAUCUGUAACCUCUAACCCAAAUCGUCAAACUUUUGAUGAGGCGCAGAGAAGAGUCCAGGCAUUGAUGGAAAAGGAUUCCUACCGAAGAUUUCUGGAAUCUGAAAUCUAUCAAGACCUUGCCGCUGGCAAUAUCCAGCACAAAGCAUAAUAGCCUCGCACUUAAGUCUUUCUGAACUACCAGGGCUACUACAAGGUUGUUUCAUAAUAACUUUAAUAUAUUACACUUACUGGAGAUUCAACAUACGGAAUGCAUCCCGUAGUUAAAGAAGUACAUGCAUAAAUGUUUUCAUAUUUUUUUUAUAAUCAUCUCCCUUUUUAAAAAAAAAAUUACUUAUAAAUAGACUUUUUAGUUUGCGUAAUUAAAAGUACUAUUUAUCCUGACUAUUGCACUAUUUUAUUUUAGAUUUAUUUUAGUGAUCACGAUAUUGAAUAUUUUUCUGAAAUUGGAAAAAAAAAAGAAGAUAGGCCUACUUCAUUAUUUCUCAUCUACUUUGUUAUAUCAUUUUCUUUUGAUGUUUUAUUUGUAAAUUAAAUAAAAAAAAUAUUUUUUACUUCUUUAUGUUUAUACUUAUUUGAAGGAUAACAUGUUAUGUAACUCUUUUUUUUUUUUUUUUUUUUCAAUUUGUAACUAACAUGUUACAAAUACUUUGGUUGUGUCACAUAAUUAUAUUUCAUACAAAUCUUUUUUUUUUAUUUGAUCUUGUAGAUAAGUACACUAUAAGUGCUCGGUAAUAAACAAAAUGUACUUUUAAUUAAAAUGGUAUUUCAAAGACAUAGGAGGAAAAUUAAUUAUUAUUGCUUAAUCAUUCAAAGGGAAAUAACAAUGACAAAAUUAUAGAACAGUAACAACGAACGUUGAACGAUUGCAGAUAACUCCAAUUUUAGAUUUCUCAUUUGAUUUUCAAUUCCUAAAAGAAAAAUUAUUAUUAUCAGAAAGACAAAAUUUAUUUUUCUUUCUUCUAAUUUUCUAUAGUUGAUUAUUCUAUAAUCUCAGUUGGAAAAUUACUGUUAUGCCAUGGUAGAUAGGCCUUUACAUGACUGGAGAGCCAAAUAUCUUGUAUCCUUGAUUCAUUAUUCAUUGUUCCAUUCAAUCAUAGUCACUACUUGCAGAUAUAUAACUUUGGAGAUUCUUGUUAAUUUAAAUUUGUGGUCUUAAAAUAAGCAAGCAUUAAAUCAUCUGUCACAUAGAUCACAAGAUCUGAAAGGAGAGUUUCCUUACUUUACUAUUAGGCAUAAUAUAAUAAUAUCUAGCAGAAAUCAAUCUAAAUAUUACCAUGACUAUAUUGGUAUUUUUAUAAUUGGACAUCCUCUUUGUAAAAUGUAAUGCUUAGAGCCAAUUCAAAUAUCAUUUGUUUGAAAAUGAUUUUAAAUUUUAUUUUUUUUAAAUUUUAAUUCAUUUUUUAAAUUUUUAAAGAAAGUAUUGAUUUCUUUCUGGCAUUUGUGACUUUCUCUAUGCAAUGUGUAUGUCUAUUUAUGUACCAAUGAACUAAACAAACUCAUUGACAAAAGAUUUAAGGUGCUAUUGAUGUUCUCCCUUUGAUUUUAGUCAAUACUUCUUUCAAUGUGGCCCCAAAUUUGUGAAAGUGCAUUAUCUCCCAUUCAUUCUUUAAAUUAAUUUGCUUGCUGCCCUUUUCCUUCUUAUGAUAAAUUUUUGUUGACAAAGAAAUAGUCUUCAUUGUACAUAGGAAAAUGUUUCCAAAUAUCUUUUUAUUUGAAAAGAUUUUAGCCAGAUUAGAACUCUUCUGUAACCUAGAUAUUACGUGAACCAAUUUUUGAUGUGCUGUGAGAAGUUAAUACCCUUGAGUUGUAUUUCAUAUUCUAGUCAUACAGAUACAAUAAUUAUUUUCAAGCCAAUGUCACAGUUCCAUAACAAAUUACAGUGAUUCCCAUUACUUGUGAUGUCAGCCUGGUAUGCACUUUGGGCAGUGGCGAAGCUAGGUUGGGGGGGGGGGGGGAAUCUGAAAAUUCCCCCCGGGCCCCCACUUUUAUAUUAAAUAUUAAGCAAAAUGAAGGGGCCCCUAAGAGGUCAAGCCCCAAAUGAUGGCAAAUUCCUAGCUUUACCCCUGACUUUGGGCUUUUGUCAUGAUGGUCAGAGGUUCAAACCCUGCAAACUGCAGGUUUGCGACAGGACAUAUUAAUUUUCACAUUAGAUGGAAUAUAUGAAAUUGUGGUGAUACAUUUUGAUAUGUUUAUAAAAUGUCAUUAAAAACUGCAUUUAAUUUAUUCAUCACUUUUAUUAGCACUCUGUUCCAAGUGUAGACUGAAGAAGAUGUCCAGGCUUCUUUUGGUCUGUCAAUCUAGAGACAUAAUUGUUUUAAAUUGUGUAUGAUUCUGGUCUCAGUUCAUAGGAGACUUCAAUCUUAGUCAAUAUUGUGACAAGUCUUUUUCUUCCAAUGUUUUUUUUGUUUAUAUGUUGUAACCUCUUUUUUUCUUUUUUUUUUUCAAAUAUUUUUAUUGACACAGUAAUUCUGUGAUAAGUUUACUUUUUUUUGUUAUAUGUACAAAUGGAUAUUAAUUUUUUACUUAUCUAUAUAAUCUACAUAGAUCUAGUCCCAUAGAUAUAUUUCAUUAUGGCUAUGUCAUGUAGAUGGGGGGGGGGGGAAGUGUUCUGAAGAUGUACUUUAAAAAGAUUCAGGGGCAUGGUGGAUGAGUGGUAAAGUGCUUGGCCUCCUAACCAAGUGGUCUCGAAUUUGAAUCCUGGUGAAGACUGGGAUUUGAACUUUGGGAUUAUUAGGGAGUCCCCGAGCCCACCUAACUCUAAUGGAGAAAGUAAAGGCCUUUGGUCAUUAGCCAUAGAAACAGAUGAACUUUACACUAUCUGGUCUCAUGGAAGGCUUGGUCUGAAAGGGAGUACCUUUAUCUUUUAUAAAAGGAUCCACUCAUCCUUCAAGUGACUGAAAGUCUAUUAAGGCCCAAAGCACUGUUGCCUAAAGAGCUUUAACUGUAGUGAUACCAUGGCUCUCACACUUACUUCCCUUUGGUAGCACACUAGAUGUGCUGCUGAGACAUGUUUCAAAAUACAUUUUUCUUUCCCCUACAUUUAUAACAAAAGAAGAGGUCUAACAAGAAAGAUGUCAACUUAGGACAUUGAAGAUUGUGGAUUCUGACCUGUUUAGAAAAGCUCCGUGAUAUUAGAAAUAAAACCCUUCUUAUAUUCUGUGGCAGAGUGGCAAUGCUAGGAAUUGUCAAUAAAUGAGCAAGACCUGUGGUGUAAAGUAAUUAUGAUAUCAUUCAAACUUGCUGUGUGCAAUCCAUGUUUUUAAAUGACACUAAAUGCAAAUACUCAAAUGUUUUCCAUUACUUUGUUUUCACAUUUGUAAAACUUGAUGUUCAAAGAUUUUUCUAUCAAAUACUUUAAAAAAUAUGGAUUAUUAAAAAAAAAAAAAAAAAAAAAAUAUAUAUAUUAUAUUUUGUGAUACUGGAUGUUUAUAUAUUUCACUUGAAUACUAUUUAUGUAAAUAUUGGUGUCCAUCUUAUCCCAUAAUUUUGACGCAUACAUAUGUUGUCAACCCAAAAAAUGAAUGCAAGCCCGACACCCCUCUCACAUAAAGCCCACCACUCACACUAUAUUUUAUUGUUAUGAUUCUGGUUCAGGACAAUAUAUGCAUCAAUUGUCUUAUGGAUUUUUGUUUGUUUUGACUGAGAAAUGAAAAUAAAUUUUACAAACAUUA